This is a messenger RNA of Cordyceps fumosorosea ARSEF 2679, 747 nucleotides long. Its product is annotated as 6-phosphogluconate dehydrogenase 2. Gene Ontology annotation, molecular function: oxidoreductase activity, acting on the CH-OH group of donors, NAD or NADP as acceptor; NAD binding; NADP binding. The transcript is spliced from 3 exons. The record is from RefSeq and is a predicted model, not a curated record. NCBI's taxonomy places the organism in Eukaryota, Fungi, Ascomycota, Sordariomycetes, Hypocreales, Cordycipitaceae. The coding region runs from base 1 to 747 and encodes 248 amino acids.
AUGGCGCCAACAUUGCUCUGGAUCGGGCUCGGCAACAUGGGCCGUGCCAUGUGCAAAAACAUUGUCGAAAAGGGCAAUCUUGACUCGCCGCUGCUCAUCUAUAACCGCUCCAAGCAGCGAGCUGUCGACUUGAGCCAGAAGCUGCCCGCCGGCAAGACGGAGGUCGUCGACUCGCUCGUUGACGCCGUCGCCAAGGCCGAUGUCAUCUUCAGCUGCGUCGCCAACGACGAUGCCCUCAUCGCCGUGCUCGCCGGCCCCGCGGCGAGCGUGGACCGCGCGCGGCCCUGGUUCGUGGGCGUGACGGCGCGCGCGGACGUCGACAUGUCCGACCUGCCGUACGGCCGCGCGACGACGCUCAAGGUGAUCGGCAACACCUUCGUGCUCAACAUGGUCGAGCAGCUCGCCGAGGCGCACGUGCUGGCGGAAAAGUCCGGGCUGGGCACGCGGCCGCUGCACGACCUCGUCGGCGCGCUGUUCCCGGGCCCGCACGCGGCGUAUAGCGAGCGCAUGCUCUCGGGCGACUACCACCGCCGCAGCGAGCCGCUCUGGGCGGUCGACCUCGCGCGCAAGGACGCCCGCCACGCGAGGGCGCUCGCGGAGGCGGCGGGCACGACGCUGGCAAACGUGGAGACGGCGGACAGGCACCUGGCGAGUUUGAAAGAGCAUUCCGGCCCGUCGGGGGAUAUCGCGGCCAUCUAUGGUGUGGUGCGCAUGGAGGCUGGCCUCAAGUUUGAGAAUGAUGCUUAA